AGAGGGAUCUCUGGGAGCUACGGGGGUAAGACUGAGGCGCUCCUGGAAGGAUGAGGUUCUCUGGAGAUUAAGCCGUCCCCCCCGAACCGAGACUGGGGACCAAAGAGUACCCUGCGGGGAGCAAGCAGUCCCGGGGUCGGGAGCACAGCAGAGCCGGGGAAGUUGAAUCCUAGAGAAAGGGGCUACGAUGAGUAAGAAGCCUCCGAAUCGCCCUGGAAUUGCUUUUGAGAUUGGCGCACGGUUGGAAGCACAAGAUUACUUACAGAAAUGGUAUCCAUCAAAGAUAGAGAAGAUUGAUUAUGAAGAAGGGAAAAUACUAAUCCAUUUUGAGCGAUGGAGUAGUCGUUACGACGAGUGGAUACCCUGGGACAGCACCCGGAUCCGUCCUUUAGAGAAGCCUGCGUUAAGGAAAGAAGCCCCGAAUGAAGACGAAGAAAUAUAUGAUUUCAAGGAAGGAGAGGAGGUGCUGGCUCGUUGGACUGACUGCCGUUAUUAUCCUGCUAAGAUAGAGGCUAUAAACAAUGAAGGAACGUACACUGUGCAGUUUUACGACGGAGUCAUAAGGUGCCUGAAAAAAACGCACAUCAAAUACAUGCCGGAAGAUGCAAAAGGCCAGGAUUGGAUAGCGCUGGUAAAAGCUGCAGCGGCUGCUGCGAAGAAUAAACCUGCCAACAAACCCAGGACAAGCGCAAACAGCAAUAAAGACAAGGAGGAAAGAAAGUGGAGUAGAAUGUCAUCCAAGAAAGAAGAACCUUACCCAAGUAAAUCCAUCGACCUUUUCCACGAGGAAGAACCAACCUCCAGUAGAAACCUCGAAAUUGCGGUGGAUGAAGUUCCAAUGACUCCUCAACAGCAGCAAGACGAUGAAAUUUUAUUAAAGAGGAAAAUUAGUCAAGCAAGUUCUUUCCAAGCAAAGCGGGCCCGUCUGAACAAAAUUACAGGUUUGUUGGCAUCUAAAGCAGUUGUGUUGGAUGACACAGAAAAGAAGGAACACCCCACUGAAAAGGCAUCGAGGCUGGAGGAGGCGAUUUCUCCCAAACCUCAGAGUCAGAAACACAAUGAAGCUGACAUGUGCCGUUCUGGCAUCACACUGAAACCCACGCUGUUCCCGACAGCGCUGCCCUCGUCAGGGAAGGCUCGCAGCAAGAAAGACAGACGCGAACCUGGAGACGUCCCAGGGUGUAAAAAACCCCCCAUACCCCGUGUGUCUCCAGACUUAAUGCAAGGUACGGCGCCCCUCGAUAAUCCCUCUAGAUCUGUUGGGCGUAAUCAUCGACGAAGAAGAUCCCAACGUCUCGAGAUCCCUUGUUCUUCGCUGAGUGAUGGGAAAGGAAUGCAAAUCUAUCCGGAGCAAGACGUAACAGUAGCCAAGGUACCCGCUGUUGCCUAUACGUCUCCAGAGAAGCAUGAACCUCUUGACCUAAGUCACGGCGCGGAACGGACAGUACCUUUAAUCCCAGAACCCUCUGUCCCCGUCGACUGUCCCAGUAAAGAGAAGGAAAACAUACAAACGAUAACCUAUUCUUCCAAAGCCAUAGCUGACGGCAGAACGGCUUCAACGUCUGCAGCUCCAUUGACCCAUGCCUUACCCGUGGACAUGGCGCUGCCAAACAGCCAGAAGAUGGCUAAGGGGAGUAAAAAGAAGAAAUCUUCUGUUUCUUUAAGUUCAGAAGGGACAGAGACGUUGCCUCCUGUAUUAGGAAUAGACAGACUCUCUGAUAAUGUGCAGGAAAAAAUAAUACAGAAAGUCAAUGAGAAGGACAAGCAUUCAGAAGUUGGAGUUGUAAAACCAGAAAAGAAAAUAAAGGAAGAGAAAACAUCAUCUUUGGGCAAGAAGAAAGAACGGGAUAAAGAUCGAAAAGAGAAAGACCACUCCAAAGCCAAGCAAAAAAAGAAGAAGAAGAAAAAGAAGAAGAGCAGACAGCAAGACUAUUCAGAUUACGAAGACAGCUCAUUGGACUUUCCGGAUCAUGGGACCUCUCCGUCAACGCGGUCGUCCUCUGGCGCUUUAUCUUUGCGGAAUCCGCUAACCGUAAAAAAUAGCACGUUCCAAUUCCCCUGCGCCAUCCUGUCUAUCGAUUUGACUGGAGAAAAUCUUUCCGACAUGGAGUUUCUAGGCGACUCUUCAACCGAAAGUUUGAUCCUUAGCGGCGAUGAGUACCAUCAGGACUUUGAUUCGAUUAAUUUUGACGACUCUCAGGAUGAGGAAGAAGCCAUCAAUGAAAUUGUGAGAUGUAUUUGUGAAAUGGAUGAGGAGAAUGGUUUCAUGAUUCAGUGUGAAGAGUGUCUGUGCUGGCAACACAGUGCGUGUAUGGGCCUUGUGGAAGACAGUAUCCCCGAGCAGUAUAUCUGCUAUGUCUGCAGCAACCCACCAGGUCAGAGGUGGAGCGCAAAGUACAGAUAUGAUAAAGAUUGGUUUAAUAAGGGCCACUUGUGUGGUCUGUCCUUUAUAAACGAAAACUACUCUUAUAUUAACGCCAAAAAGAUUGUAUCCACUCACCAUCUACUAGCCGAUGUGUACGGGGUGACGGAAAUUCUGCACGGACUUCAGCUCAAGAUCGGCAUUUUAAAGAACAAAGACCACCCAGACCUUCCUCUGUGGGCGCGUUCAGGGAUGCCAAAAGAAGUGGACAAGCGAGCACUGCCUUCGGGCGACUCUGUGAAUCCAUCCGAGAGACCAUGUGUGAAAAACAAAGCUCCUGCUAAUGUCCCUGGUAAGACAGAAGACACGUACAUAACUAGUGAGCACAGUUACCAGAAACCCCAGGCCUACGAAAGUGGAUGCAGGUUGUUAAACAACGCCGCUGUCUCAGACGACGACGAUGGCAUGUGCGUCGACACUGGGAAACAUGAACUCCAGACGGUCAGUAGGAAAAGCGCAUUGGAUCCAGCAAGCAUGGUUCGGAGGAACGAGCAGAAUCCAGUGGAAGAGAAUCCAAUCCACGAGAAAAUCGGGACCGAAGAGCAGAUGGAGCCUCAUCUACAAUGGCAGCUAAAUCUCCUGACCCAUGUAGAGAAUGUCCAAAACGAAGUGACCAGCAGGAUGGACCUCAUCGAAAAGGAAGUCGAUGUCCUAGAGAGCUGGCUGGAUUUCACAGGAGAACUGGAGCCCCCAGACCCCCUUGCGCGAUUGCCCCAGCUUAAGAGACGGAUCAAACAGCUUUUAGUGGACAUGGGCAAAGUGCAGCAAAUAGCUACCCUGUGCUCCGUAUGACAAAAAAGAAGAUUGGCGGCAAUAUUUUGUUACUUAGGAUACAAAGAAAAGAACAUAUGUACAGGUUUUAUGUGUAUAUAUAUAUAUAUAUAAUAUAUAUAUUAUUAGCAUUGAUCCUUUGAAAGGAUUAUUAAUAAAUCCUUCAAACCAUUGAAGAGAAUAUGAGGCCUCUGUUACUUGGUGAAGCCAGGUUUAGUAGAUCGUGACCUUUUAGCCGGUAGAAGUACACACGCUCCGGACAGAGGACAGCCGCGAUUCCUGAAGCAACUCCUUAAACGCAUCUACUGACACUGAUACUCUCUCCAGAACACACCAGCUUCCCUUUGUAACAAACCAUAUGCUAAUAAAACCAUAUUAAAGCGACACCGCAGAGAAACCCUGUUAAUGUUUCUAGAAUUCUUUUGCAACCAAUAAAAAGAAGUAAGUUUUUUAAAACAGAAAGAGGUGACAUUAAUUAUAUUCGGAUUACCAGCUUUUUAAAAAAAGUCGGGCAACACAAGGUAUUUUUUUUUCUUUUCUUUUUUUUUUUCAUUCAAUUGAUGCAACAAAAAAAAAAGUGUUCUCCGUAUACCUGAAGUCGGCGUAUUCCUGAGUAUUUUACCUGCAAACACCAAAAAAUGCAUAUUGUCUCUACUGCACAAAAGGACACGAACUUAAAGAAAUAUAUAAAUAUUGUAGACUCGAUGCAGCUGAAAUAAAACUGCUUUAUGGAGCAUUUAUAUUUUAAUAUGGAGGCAUGUGGUAUAGAAAAUGAAUGUGCCAAAUGGACUACUGUAGGCAACCGAAAUAUCCCCUGCUACGGUGCUUUCAGCGCACCCAAAAUACUGGCUGAUCUUUAAAAA
Molecule: messenger RNA, 4056 nt
Organism: Spea bombifrons (plains spadefoot toad)
Lineage: Eukaryota; Metazoa; Chordata; Amphibia; Anura; Pelobatidae
Gene: PHF20L1
Product: PHD finger protein 20 like 1
Exons: 21
Coding region: 188-3214 (1008 amino acids)
Biological process (GO): regulation of transcription by RNA polymerase II
Cellular component (GO): nucleus; NSL complex
Source: RefSeq, a predicted model, not a curated record